AUGGAUUCUCUAGCAGACGAUAAUUUUUAUUUAAACAAAGUGUGGGUACAGUGUGAAAACAGCAGCUGUUUAAAAUGGAGACUAUUAUCAAGUGAUGAUGCAGCACAAGUUGAUAGCAGUGCACCAUGGUAUUGUUAUAUGAAUGCUGAUCCAUGGUUUAAUAAAUGCUCUGAUUCUGAAGAAUGUUUUCCUGAGACAGCACAGUUUCAAAAAUAUGGAUUAAAGUAUGUGUAUUCAAAGCUUCCUUUAGGAAGUUUAGUUUUGGUGAAAAUGCAUGGGUGGCCACGGUGGCCUGGCAUUGUUUGUCCCGAUCCUGUUAAUGGACAAUAUGUGGUAUAUGAUUCAGAUGAAAAUGUUGAAAGUCAUCAUGUAGAAUUUCUGGGGAAACCCCAUUCCAGGGGUUGGGCUGCCGUAGACCGCAUUAACCAUUUUCCUAGCUCAUUUAAGCCUGACAUAUGUAAGAGGAAAAAAGCCUGGUUUGAAAGUGCACUGGAAGAAGGAAACAAAUUGCUUGCCUGUUCUGCUCAGGAAAGGCUUGAAAUGUGCUACUUAUCAAAAAAGG
Gekko japonicus is the source of this 562-nucleotide messenger RNA. RefSeq names its product zinc finger, CW type with PWWP domain 2 (gene ZCWPW2). The annotation marks the transcript as partial. NCBI's taxonomy places the organism in Eukaryota, Metazoa, Chordata, Lepidosauria, Squamata, Gekkonidae. Gene Ontology annotation, cellular component: nucleus. Gene Ontology annotation, molecular function: zinc ion binding. The transcript has 3 exons. The record is from RefSeq and is a predicted model, not a curated record.